Molecule: messenger RNA, 17777 nt
Organism: Poecilia reticulata (guppy)
Lineage: Eukaryota; Metazoa; Chordata; Actinopteri; Cyprinodontiformes; Poeciliidae
Source: RefSeq, a predicted model, not a curated record
CAGUACCAGAGCCGCUGGGACCGGGAGUGUAGCUCAUAGAUCUCCGAGGAGCUGCAGAAACCACCGAGGCGCACUGAAGGAGUCCUGUGUUCCGCUUUGGCUCACUCUGCACUUCAUAAACCGCUCUGAUGUCUCUGCCCUAAUGUCGACACUCGCCCUGAGGGUCACUCUGGCGAAAACCAGCUGUACAAAAACUUUGUCACAGAAGGAUUCUUGGACUUUUGAACUUAUGUGGCUCUUAAUUUUAUUGUCAGUGGCCUUUUCAGCCGCGCAGGACUCGGACACCCUGCCCAAGAAUGAGGACAUCCCGGAGGGCGCAUCCACCCUGGCGUUCGUUUUCGAUGUGACCGGCUCCAUGUACGACGACCUGGUCCAGGUCAUCGAGGGAGCUUCUAAGAUUUUAGAAACAUCCCUGAGCCGACCGAAGAGACCGCUGUAUAACUUCGCUCUGGUGCCCUUUCAUGACCCAGAGAUUGGACCUGUAACAAUCACAACAGACCCAAAGAAGUUCCAGCAUGAGCUUAGAGAGUUGUACGUUCAGGGAGGUGGCGACUGCCCAGAGAUGAGCAUCGGUGCUAUAAAGAUCGCUUUGGAGAUCUCUUUGCCAGGAUCUUUUAUUUAUGUUUUCACAGAUGCCCGUUCUAAAGAUUACAAACUGACUCAUGAAGUCCUGCAGCUCAUUCAACAGAAACAGUCACAGGUGGUGUUUGUGCUGACGGGUGAUUGUGAUGAUAGGAAUCAUAUUGGUUACAAGGUGUAUGAGGAGAUUGCCUCUACAAGUUCUGGGCAAGUUUUYCACCUAGAUAAGAAACAGGUCAAUGAGGUUCUUAAAUGGGUAGAGGAGGCUGUGCAGUCCUCAAAGGUCAACCUGCUUUCCACUGAUCAUUUCAGUCAGGUCAGCAACACCUGGCAGAUGCCCUUUGAUCCCAGCCUAAAAGAAGUUACGGUGGCUCUCAGCGGCCCAGCACCUGAUAUUGAAAUAAAAACUCCCCAGGGAAAACUCUUGGGGAAGGCUGACGGCCUGACUGAGCUUUUGCACAUUCCCAACUCGGCCAAAGUUGUCAACAUCAAGGACCCGCAGCCAGGAAUGUGGUCUGUCAAGACAUCAAGUAAAGGGAGGCACUCAGUCCGGAUCUCCGGUCUCAGCACCAUUGACUUCCGUGCCGGGUUUUCCAGAAAACCCACAAUGGAUUUUAAAAUGACAAUCAGCAGACCAGUUCAAGGUAUUCCCACUCACAUCCUUCUGAACACCACUGGACUUUCCCCUCCUGCUCGGCCUGACCGACUGGAGCUUCUCACAAUCACCGGCGAAGUUAUCAAAACUUUGCCAAUCAGGUAUUACCCAGAGCGACAGCCGUACAACCUCUGGAACAUCACAGAGUUCAUCCCUCCAAACGAGGCCUUCUUCCUGAGGCUUACGGGAUAUGACAGCCAGGGUUUUGUGUUCCAGAGAGUCUCUAGUGUCUCGUUCUCCAGCAUUGUACCUGAUGCACCUAAGGUGGUAAUGCCAGCCACCACAAACGGUUAUUACCUCCAGAAAGGGUUUAUCAGAUGCCAGGUAGAGAGUUUGUUACCAUUUACUCAGCGCUUCAGCAGAGAUGGAAAGCGACUUGGAGUAGAYCAACUCUUCAGUGAAUCCGAURGCGUGUCAUGGGAAAUCGAAAAGGUAACUCUGAAGGACGAAGGCCACUACGAAUGCAUCGCAAUUAGCAGCGCUGGAACAGGACGAGCUCGUACCUUCCUGGAUGUGUCAGAACCGCCUCCUGCCAUCACUGUUGAAGGGAAUGUUACCGUCUCACCUGGCAGUCAUGCUGUUCUCACCUGCCAAGUCGUCAGCACCGUUGCCUUCAACCUCACCUGGCUGCGAGGGGGAUACGAUGCUCGUCUGAACCCACGUGGGAAUAUCCUUGCCAACCUUUCACUGCAGGUGUCCAAUGUGGCCCCGGACGACUCGGGCUGGUAUGAGUGCAUUGCUGCUAACGAAGGAGGAAAGACCACAGAUCGGACAUAUCUCACAGUACAAGAGGCACCCAGGGUGUCAGUGGAGCCUCGAAAUCAGACCUUCAUGAUGGGAGAUGAAGUGAGGAUCAGGUGUUCAGCCACUGGCUAUCCUCCACCACGUCUGGUUUGGACCCACAACGACAUGUUUAUUACGGGAAACAACAGACACCGGAUGACUCCUGAUGGCACUCUGGUUAUAAGAAACACAAAGAAGAAGGAUGGAGGAGUGUAUGGCUGUUUGGCCAGUAACCAGGCUGGUACUGACACGAUGACCUCCAUUCUCACCUAUUUUGAAUUUCCUGUGGUGUUAGCAGUCUUAAGAGAAAUACUCAGUAACAUUGGAGAAAUCACAACGAUGUCCUGUUCAGCGUCCGGCAUCCCUCAGCCUGAGAUCUGGUGGUACAAAGGUAAUAUUCAGCUCCAUUCCUCGGAUCUGUUGGARGUGGACAWAAUAGGAGGAACAUUUACCAUAAARCAAACCCAGUUAGGUGAUGCUGGAGACUACUCCUGUGUGGCUGUAAAUCCUGCUGGUUCCUCCUCACUAAAGAUCCGUCUUGAUGUUGGAGCUAUACCGAAGUUCACUCUUGAGCCAUCAAAUGUAGUAGAGGACAUUGGCUCCAACGUGACAUUGUCCUGUCAGGCGCAUGGGCAUCCUGAGCCGCAAGUCACAUGGAGAAGAGGGGACGGAUCCUCUCUGUUUAACCGAGCCCACUCACAUAGCACUAUCAUACAGAAAAAAGGGGACCUACACAUAUUUAAUCUAUGGGUGGAGGAUGAGGCGGAGUACAUCUGUGAGGCCAAAAACCGCUUUGGGAARAUCCAAGCCAAGGCUAGCAUCACUGUGACAGGACUUGUUAAACCUGUGAUUGCAAUGAGUCCGCUUGUUAUCAGUGUGAUCGAGGACCAGCAGCUCACUCUGCCCUGCGUGCUGCUGGCUGGAAAUCCACUACCAGAAAGGCAGUGGCUCCACAACUAUGGCCUGGUGACCCCAGACCAGUAUGUCACAGUGAGGAGAGAUGGUAGCCUGCAUAUUGAGAGAGUUCAGCUGGAUGAUGGAGGCGACUACACCUGCUUGGCUGAAAACGUUAUAGGGGCCACCAACCAUACGACUGCCGUUUACGUCUAUGUUAUCCCUACAAUUCAGUAUGGGCCUCAAGUAUUUAGCACAAUUGAAGGAACACCUAUAACUCUGCCCUGCAGUGCCAGUGGAGUACCCAGUCCGGACAUCACUUGGAGCAAGGGUGGGGAGCUGCUAAACUUGGGUGGUCCAGCUUUCUCUUUGGAUUUGGAUGGCAGCCUCCUCAUCACUUCUCCCUCUGGAAACGAGACUGGAGAGUUUGUCUGCACAGCUACCAAUGCAGCGGGAUAUGCAACUAGGAAGGUGCAGCUCACAGUCUAUGUCCGACCCAAGCCUGGAGUUGGUGGAACUGGAGGUUUAGGAGAGCCUGUGAGGAUGUCAGUGAUCCAGGGGGAGGAUAUUGUUUUGCCAUGUGACGUUCAAAGUGUCCCACCACCCACCAUCAGCUGGGCGAAAGAGAGACAGCUCAUCUCGCCCUUUUCCCCGAGGCAUCGUCAGCUUCCAUCUGGAUCGAUGAAGAUCCUUGAGACUAGAGUUUCAGACAGUGGACUUUAUGUUUGUGUUGCCUCAAAUAUUGCUGGUAAUGUGACGUUGUCCAUCGAGCUGAGUGUUUUAGUUCCUCCUAAAAUCCAGCCAGGUCCAAGAUUGAUAAAGGUUCAGGUUGGUCAUCAAGUAGAGCUGGCUUGUGCGGUGGUAGGAUUCCCGGAGCCGACUGUCAGCUGGACCAAAGACAAUAGAAACUUCCCUGUGUCACAUGAUGGCACUCUCACACUGAGGGAUGUAAAGCUUGAUGAUGAAGGAAUCUACACAUGCACAGCCACCAACUCUGCAGGCCAGGACCAGGCUCAGGUUAAGGUUCAAGUCCAAGUCCCCCCUGUUGUUGAGGUGCCAGAGCCUCCUUUCAACAGCCCUCUGCAGGAGAGAGUUUUGAACCAGCGCAUCGCAUUCCCCUGCCUUGCAAAAGGUCUACCUAAGCCAGUGAUCCAUUGGUUGCAUAAUGGGGUUGAACUGACGGGCAAUGAGCCCGGUGUGUCCAUCCUGGAUGAUGGUACUCUGCUGAUUUUAGCCGCUGUCUCACCUCUGGAUGAUGGAGAGUACGUCUGUACUGCAGCUAACGAUGCAGGAUCCACCGAGAAAAAGUACCAGCUCAGAGUCAAUGUACCACCAGAUUUUCGUGAUGGGGACACACCAGGCAGUGUAUCAGUAGUCCUAAAUGAGCCAGUCAGUUUGGUGUGUGAUGUCACGGGAAGUCCAAAACCUAUCAUCACCUGGUUUAAGGAUGGCUCUCCUGUUGUUGGYGGUAACAGCAUCCAGAUUCUUGACAUGGGAAAAUCUCUGAAACUGCUGAGGGCAGAAACGGCUGAUGCAGGCAGCUACAGCUGUAAAGCCAUUAACAUUGCAGGCAGCAGAGAAAAAGAGUUUGUUUUAGAUGUACUUGUCCCACCAACAAUUGUAGGAUCUGGCUCUCCUAUGGAUGUUUCAACAAUUCUCAAACAAGAGCUCACGCUUGAAUGCAAAGUGCACGGUUCACCUUUUCCCACAAUCCAGUGGUACAAAGACAGAAAGUCGGUGUUUCUUGGUGAUCCCAAUCUGGAAGUCAUCAACAGGGGUCAGGUGUUGAGGAUAAAAAAUGCUCGACUUGGAGACCAGGGUCGCUACCAGUGUAGCGUCAUAAACACAGCUGGAAAACAGUCCAAAGACUUCAACCUUAGUGUUUAUGUGCCUCCUGCCAUCAUAGGAGGCAACUUAACAACGGAUGUGACAGCACUGCUGGACACAAUGGUAACACUGGGGUGUGAAGUACGUGGAGUACCGCAUCCCACCAUCACCUGGUACCGCAGAGGACAAGCCAUCAUGUCCAGCCGACAGGCUCAGUAUCUAGAGAGAGGUGUCCGACUGAAGAUCCCACGAGUUCAGGCGUCUGACGCUGGUCAGUACACCUGCAGGGUUAACAAUGUGGCCGGAAAUGCAGAGAAGAGCUUUGAGCUGGACGUCUACAUGCCUCCCACCAUUACUGGAGGGGACGAUGGGCCCACGGAGAGAAAAGUGGUCCUCAGUAAACAUCUGACCCUGGAGUGUGAGGCAGCAGGUCACCCACCGCCCUCCCUCACCUGGCUGAAAGAUGGAGUCCCUGUGCAUCAUGGAGACAGUGUUCGUCUUCUAGAUCAGGGGAGGAAAUUAGAAAUCCUCUCAGCCUCCAUCUCAGACUCUGGACGCUACAUCUGUGUUGCUACAAGCAUCGCUGGAGAGAAGGAGGUCAAAUAUGAUGUCAAAGUAUUGGUUCCUCCUUUCAUUGAUGGAGCUGACGCAGUGACAGACAGCUCAGUAAUAAUCAACACUCCUCUGGAGCUGGAGUGUCAAGCCACUGGGACGCCUGCACCUGUUAUCACAUGGUACAAAGAUGGGAAACGAAUCAGAUCUGGAGAAGGGUUGCGGAUUGCAGCAAGCGGGCGACGGCUCAUCAUUUCUCGUGCUCAGAUCUCUGACACGGCUAAUUUUCGCUGUCUGGCCACGAAUGAGGCUGGAGACCACGAGAGGAACUUCAAUGUGACAGUCCAAGUCCCACCAUCUAUCCGUACGACGGGGCCUGCAGAUCGCUCAGUGAUUCUUCACAAACCGAUCACUUUGGAGUGCAUCUCCAGUGGCACUCCUCCACCCAGUCUCACCUGGCUUAAAGAUGGCCGACCUGUGGUCACAACAAAAGACCACCUCAAGCUGCACUCAGCAGGAAGAACACUAAAUAUCACAGAAGCCAGACUGGAGGAUUCUGGGAGAUACACCUGUCUGGCCACAAAUGCAGCUGGAGAAGCCCAACAGCAUGUUCGACUGAGUGUCCAUGAGCCUCCCAGCAUCCUCCUUUCUGCAGACGUCGUCAACCAGACUGUUCUCUCAGGCUUCCCCACUGAGCUGGAGUGCAAAGCUGCAGGAAGUCCAUUACCUGCUGUAACAUGGUACAAAGAUGGCCGACCUCUUACUGGUGCAGCUGCUGUCCCGAUCCGGAAGCGCGGCCAGGUGCUGGAGAUUGAACAAGCCCAUCUAUCUGAUGCUGGAAUGUACAAAUGUGUGGCUGUUAACCUAGCAGGAGCAGCAGAGAAAGUCUACAGUCUGCAAGUGUUUGUCCCUCCAGAAAUCUCCAGUAGAGGUGGAACGGUUACAGCUGUGGUGAAUGAAGCUGUAAAACUUGCGUGUGAGGCCUCUGGGGUUCCUGUUCCCAGCCUGACAUGGUUAAAAGAUGGAAGCCCUGUGGCAAGUGUAUCACAUGGUUUACAGUUGCCAUCUGCAGGCAGAGUCCUGUCUCUGAGCAGUGCCCAGGUCAGUGAUACUGGUAGAUACACCUGUGUUGCAGUUAAUGCAGGAGGGGAGCAACAAAAGGAGUACGAUCUGAGGGUGUAUGUUCCACCGAACAUCAAGGGUGAGGAAGUGAAUGCAACAGUGAUGCUCGGUGGUCCAGUACAGCUGCACUGCCACAGCGACGCAGUGCCUCCACCAACUCUCUUAUGGCGAAAAGAUGGCCGCCCUAUUUUCAGGAAACCUGGUCUAAUUGUCUCUGCAGAUGGUAGUUUACUCAAGGUUGAUAAUGCUCAGCUGCAGGACUCAGGAAGGUACACUUGUGAAGCCACCAAUGUUGCUGGAAAAACUGAGAAAAACUAUAACUUGAUUGUUUGGGUUGCUCCCAGUAUCCGCGGCUCUGAGGAGGCAUCUCCUAUGACUGUGAUCGAAGGAAGUUUUAUCACUCUGUUGUGUGAGUCCAGUGGUAUACCACCUCCCAGCCUUACAUGGAUGAAGGAUGGUUAUACUCUAAAGCCAGACCAGCGGCUGAAGGUUUUGUCUGGAGGGCRCCAGCUGCAGAUCUCCAGCGCUGAGAAAACAGACACAGGCUCUUACAGCUGCACAGCCUCCAGUGCUGCUGGCUCCACCUCAAAGGAGUACAGCCUCCAAGUUUAUGUUCGUCCUUCAAUCGGACGUAGUGAAGACAACUCUAACGAUGUGACAGUGAYAAAAGGAGGCGGUGUGACGUUGCAUUGCGCUGCAGAGGGCGUCCCACAGCCCACAGUCACUUGGCUUAAGGACGGGCGGCCCAUAGAGGGCCAGCAUGGUGCUCAGGUCCUAAACGAGGGCAGAGUGUUGCAGAUUAAAGACGCCAAGGUGUCAGACACGGGACGCUACACCUGCAUUGCUGUUAAUGUGGCAGGACAGGCAGACAUUAAGCAUGACGUCAGUGUGCAUGUCCCACCUGUUAUAACCGGUCAGGUGCAGUUUCCAGAAAACGUCAGUGUUGUGGUGAAGAACCCAGCUUCUCUGAACUGUGAGGCUUCUGGUAUCCCUCUGCCUUCCAUCUCCUGGCUGAAGGAUGGAAGGCCAGUCAAGGCAACUAGCUUGGUGCGCAUCGUCUCCGGGGGGCGUAGUCUCCGUCUGUUGCACACCGCAGUGGAGGAUGCUGGGAAGUACACUUGCGUUGUCGCCAACAGCGCUGGAGAAGAAAGGAAAAACUUCGAUCUUGACAUUCUAGUUCCUCCAAGUAUUGUGAAGGAGGGAACGGUCAUGGAUACUAAAGUAAAAGAAUCCCAAAACAUCACUCUAACCUGUGAAGCAUCAGGUAACCCUCCACCAGAGAUUAAAUGGCUGAAGGACGGACAGCUGUUGGUGCCUGACAGACGUCAGCAGAUUGUGUCAUAUGGCCGUUUCCUCCAGAUCUUUGAGGCUCAUGUUGCAGACACUGGAAGAUACAGUUGUGUGGCAUCAAACAGCGCAGGAGAACGCAGACGGCAUUUCAACCUCAAUGUUCUGGUUUCUCCCACCAUUGCUGGUUCGGGUCCUGACAUUUCUGCGGAGGAGGUUACAGUGACCCUGAGCAGCCCCACCUCCCUGGUCUGUGAAGUCCAGUCCUACCCUCCUGCUCUGAUCACCUGGCUCAAAGACGGCAAUCCAUUUGAAUCGACUCGCAGCGUUCGAGUUCUCCCAGGCGGRCGGACGCUGCAGAUUCUUAAUGCCAAGAAGGAGGAUGCUGGCAGGUACACUUGUGUGGCCACAAAUGAGGCGGGAGAGACUCUKAAGCACUAUGAGGUCAAAGUUUAUGUUCCUCCUCAGAUUAAUAAGAAUGAUAUUCCUGGGGAAGGACUUGCCCCUAAAGAGGUAAAGAUCAAAAUUAACAGCACAUUGACCCUGGAAUGUGUUGCUCAGGCCUUUCCUUCUCCAGCACUGCAGUGGUAUAAAGAUGGACAGGCCCUGAUGGCAGAUGACCAUGUGUCCAUCAUAGCCAACGGUCGCAUUGUUCAGAUCAAACAUGCCCAAGUGUCAGACACUGGUCGCUACACCUGCGUCGCCACUAAUCUAGCAGGAGAGGACGAGAAGGACUUUGAUGUAAAUAUACAAGUACCUCCACAUUUCAAUAGGCCUGGUGGAGUCAGGGAUACUUCAUCAAUCUCGGGUUUUGGAGGGGAUCCUCGUGAUGUCAUACUUAACAAUCCAAUCUCUCUGUACUGUGAGACAAAUGCUGUACCCCCUCCAACCCUCACCUGGUACAAAGACGGAAAGCUCCUUACCUCUAAUGACAAAGUUUUGAUCCUACCCGGUGGGAGGGUGUUACAGAUUCCCAGGGCGCAGCUUGAAGAUUCUGGCAGAUACACCUGUGUGGCCAUCAAUGAAGCAGGAGAAGACUCCAUCCAGUAUAACGUCAGAGUGCUGGUACCUCCAAGCAUAAGAGGAUCAGACAGUGAUGUGCUUGAAGAAGUCAUUGUCCUGGUCAACAAAACUGCCCAACUGGACUGUCACGUGGAUGGAAACCCAACCCCCAAGAUCACCUGGUUUAAAGAUGGUCAGGCGAUGAAUUCAGGCGGAAAACGCAGUAUUCUGUCUAAUGGACGAGCAUUACAGGUGUCGAAUGCUCAAGUUUCUGAAACAGGACAGUAUGUGUGUGUGGYUGAAAAUGUAGCUGGAAGUGCAGAGAAACACUUUAACCUGAAUGUUCAUGUGCCUCCCACGAUUGUUGGUGUGAGUCCAGAGAAUGUGACGGUGGUGGUGAACAACUUUGUGUCCCUCACCUGUGAAGCUAGCGGCUUUCCUCCUCCCACCCUGAGCUGGCUAAAUGACAGGGGGCCCAUACAGCCUAAAAGUAAUACCCUCAUCAUGCCAGGUGGUCGUACUUUACAGAUCCUUAAAGCUAAAGUGUCUGAUGGUGGAAAGUACAGCUGUGUGGCCAUAAAUGCAGCAGGACAGGCUCACAAACACAUCUAUCUCACUGUUUAUGUACCUCCAAGUAUCCGGGGCAACAGCGGAGACGUGCCUGUAGAGGUCAAUGUUCUUGUUGGGAAAUCUGUAACCUUGGAGUGCGAGUCCAACGCCGUCCCUCCUCCCAUUAUCACCUGGUACAGGAAUGGCAGAGUGGUGACAGAAACAACCAACACACAUAUUCUGCCAGGGGGACAAAUGCUUCAGAUCAAACGCUCUGAGGUGUCUGAUACAGGCCAGUAUGUCUGCAUGGCCUCAAAUGUUGCUGGCCAAGUGAGCAAGAACUUCAACUUGAAUAUUCAUGUUCCUCCCAGUAUCGACGGCCCAGCAGAGGAGAAUGUUGUGGAAACCAUCAGCAACCCAGUUGCUUUCACUUGUGAUGCUACUGGAAUCCCUCCACCCAGUCUCAYGUGGCUGAAAAAUGGACACAUUAUAGAGAACUCUGAGUCUCUGGAGAUGAACAUCUUCUCAGGAGGCAGCAAACUACAGAUAGCACGGCUGCAGCUUUCUGACAGUGGGACCUUCACAUGUGUGGCCUCUAAUGUUGAGGGCAAAGCACACAAGAGUUACCACCUCACUAUGCAAGUCCCACCCAGUAUCUCUGGAUCAGAAAUGCCCAGGGAGAUGGGAGUCCUUGUGAAUGAGAGCAUUGAGCUGAUCUGUGAAGCUCAGGGAAUCCCGACUCCAACAAUCCAGUGGUUGAAAGAUGGAGAAGCCAUCAAGAGCACAGAACUCAAAGGUCUCAGGGUCAGUCCACAUGGUAAUACUCUAACCGUGACCCAAGCGGACCCUGCUGUCAGUGGAAAGUACACUUGUGUGGCCUCUAAUGCUGCUGGAGAAGAGGACAGAAUCUUUCAUUUACAUGUGUAUGUUCCUCCAUCCAUUCUCGGCAGCAGUGAGGAUCAGACCGCAGUUCUGGACAGUUCUGUCAGYAUCGAAUGCGUUGCUACUGGGUCACCUCGGCCGCAACUGAACUGGCUGAGGAACGGGCUGCCUCUCCCAGUCUCYUCCAACAUACGACUUCUCUCUGCUGGACAAGUGCUCCGGAUAAACCGAAUCCAAGUGUCUGAUGGUGGAAGCUAUACAUGUGUGGCAUCUAACAGAGCAGGAGUGGACAACAGACAGUACAACCUACAGGUUCACGUUCCUCCUGGCCUGGAAGGAGCAGGAACCACAGAAGAUGUGACUGUCAUCAGAGGAAAUUUGGCGUCAUUGCUCUGUGUUGCUGAUGGGAGUCCAACUCCUACCAUUUCCUGGCUCAGAGAUGGAGAAACGUUAACAGCUGACCACAGAAUCAGUCUCCUUGGCUUUAACACCACCUUACAGUUCARCCAGGCCCAAGUUAAUGACACAGGACACUACAGCUGCGUGGCUAAUAACAAUGCUGGUCAAGCAAGCCGCCAUUUUAACCUAAAAGUUCUGGAUCCUCCGCGUAUCAAGAGCUCUGGUCAACCAGAAGAGGUUUCUGUAGUGGUGAAUAAUGUCCUGGAGUUGCUCUGUGAGGCCACCGGUAUCCCAACACCCACUUUGACCUGGCUGAAGGAUGAACGCCCACUCCCACAGACAGAAAACCUGCAUCUCCUCCGUGGGGGAGAGAUACUCCGCGUUACCGCAGCACAGCUGGAGGACACAGGCAGAUACAGCUGCUUAGCAAACAGUCCAGCAGGAGAUGAUGACAAAGAUUUCCUGGUUCGAGUGCAUGUUCCCCCUAACAUUUCUGGAGAAAGCACAACUCGGCAUCUGUCAGUGCUGCAGAAGGGUCAGGUWACUCUGGAGUGCAAGUCUGAUGCUGUUCCACCUCCAACUUUGACCUGGCUCAAGGAUGGCACACCGCUCCAGAAAUCGCCACGGCUUCGUAUUCUGUCCAGUGGACGCUAUUUACAAAUCAACAUGGCGGCUCUUUCGGACAGAGCUCAGUACACCUGCAUGGCGAGUAACAUCGCGGGCAAGACCACUCGACUGUUUAACCUGACUGUUAAUGUACCUCCAACUAUCAAGGACGGCUCUCAGAUGGUGGUGGGACACAUCAACAAGCCAGCGACUCUUGAAUGUGUGGUUAGCGGAGUGCCACCGCCGCGAGUCACCUGGAGGAAAAAUGGAGCAGUAAUAGCAGAAAAUAACCCCAGAUAUACAUUUGCAGGGGAUGGAUCUUUAYACAUCCCCUUAGCCCAGGUGACAGACACCGGGCGCUACCUGUGCAUGGCAACAAAUCAAGCUGGUACACAGCGCAAGAGAAUCGAUCUUCAAGUUUAUGGUGUGUCUAGUUACCUGAUUAUCCUCCCUGUGUAUUUAAACCCACCUGUUGGCUUUGUCUCUUGUCGGUUCCUCGUCUUUGUCAGCGUCAGUGUGUCAGUCGUCACAGUAGAACUGGUUAAGUCUUGUGUGGCAUCAGCUCUCGUUUUCCGGUUCUCUAUCAGUUGCUACCGAUUGCUGUCAUCAGGCUCCUUGGUGAUUAUAGCUCCKACAGUGGAGGACACUGCAGAGUACAAAUGUGUGGUUUCUAAUGAAGCUGGAGAGGAAUCCAGAUUAAUUAMUCUUUCAGUUAUUGUUCCUCCAUCCAUAGCAGAUGAACCCACAGAUAUAGUUGUGACAAGACUGUCCCCGGUGGUUAUUGCUUGUACUGCAACUGGGGUGCCUGCACCUKUAAUCGACUGGACCAAAGGCGGCAUGAAGCUUCUCAAUAAAGGGGAAGGAUACAACAUUUUGCCAACAGGUCAUGUCCAGAUCCCUGCUGCUCAGCUCAGUCACGCUGGACGCUACACCUGCAUGGCCAAAAACAUCGCUGGCUCCACACASAGACAUGUGCAGCUAACAGUGCAGGAACUGCCGGUGAUCCAGUCCCAUCCCGCCACACUGGAUGUGAUCUACAACAGCGCCGUUACUUUGCCCUGCAGAGCCACAGGCUCACCCAGACCCUCCAUUACCUGGCAGAAGGAGGGCAUCAACAUACCCGCCACUGGUGGAGUUUACACAAUACUUCCUGAUGGAAGUCUCCAGAUCUCCAAGGCGUCUCUCGCAGACUCUGGGACCUUCAUUUGUGUAGCACAAAACCCUGCAGGCACUGCACUGGGCAAGACCAAACUCAGAGUGCAAGUUACUCCAGUGAUCCUUUCAGAGACUCAGGAGUUACUUGCACUUUUGGACUCCUCUGUGACUCUUCAUUGCGAAGCUGCAGGAUCGCCUCCACCCUCCAUCACAUGGCACAAAGACGGGCAGCUGCUGACUGACUCCGGACACCAGCGGCUGCUCAGCUCAGGAUCCCUCCAGAUCGCCUUCGUUCAGCAGAGCGAUGCUGGAAGAUACACUUGCACUGCUGCCAAUCCUGCCGGCACUGACAGCUUUGAUAUGACACUUACUGUACAGAUGCCUCCUUCUAUCAGUGGUGGAAAACAGGAUGUGGUUGUUGUGGAAAAAAGUCAGGCUCAGCUGAUGUGUGUGGCGGAGGGCAUCCCACAACCCGAACUGUCCUGGAAAAAAGACGGGAAUCCUCUCAGCGAAAGCCGAGGGGAGUUCACCAUCCUGCCAUCCGGGGAGCUGAUUAUUGACAGCGCGCAGCCUGAAGAUGCCGGCAGUUAUACUUGUGUCGCAACGAAUUCAGUCGGGGAGGACAGCAGGACGGUGACGCUGUCGGUUCAUUCUCACCCCUCCUUCACCAAACUGCUCACAGAUGUUUCUCUCAACAAAGGAGAGCGACUCGUGCUGACCUGUGGUGUCAGUGGAAUCCCAACACCCACCGUUAAAUGGAUCAUGAACAACAAAAAUAUCCCAGUCCACUAUAAUCAUGUGAAUGGUCACAGUGAGCUUGUGAUAGAGAGAGUAAGUAAAGAAGACACUGGUACCUACACAUGUGUAGCUGAAAACACAGUGGGGACCAUCAAGUCCCUGGGAUUCGUCUAUGUUAAAGAACCUCCAAUAAUCGAUGGGGACCUGCAUGCCAGCCGAAUUGAACCUCUUGGUGGUAAUGCCGUCCUGAACUGUGAGGUUCGAGGCGACCCGCUGCCAACUAUCCAGUGGAGCAAAAAUGGCAUAAACAUCCAGAUCAACAACCGAAUCCGACAGCUGGAUAACGGCUCCCUGGCCAUCUAUGGCACAGUGAGUGAAGACGCGGGCAGCUACAUGUGUGUAGCAACAAAUGAUGCUGGGGUUGUGGAAAGAAGCGUCACCCUUACACUUCAGAGAGCUCCAGUUAUAACUUUGGAGCCAGUCGGAACGGUUGUGGAUGCAGGUACCACUGUGGUUCUUAGCUGUAAAGCAGAGGGUGAACCAGGACCCAUGAUAGAGUGGACCCAACAUGCACGCCCCCUGCUGGCAAAUGACCGUUUCUCCACCCUGUCUAAUGGCUCCCUCCGGAUCACCAGUGCCCAAAAGGAGGACACGUCUGAAUACGAAUGCGUGGCCAGGAACUUACUCGGAUCAGUGGUGGUCAGCGUCGCUCUCACUGUCCGCGUUCAUGGUGGAUAUUCUGAGUGGACUGAGUGGGGCAUCUGCAGUGUGUCCUGUGGCGCCGGUACCCAGAAAAGAGUCAGGCGGUGUAACAAUCCGUUACCGGCUAACGGAGGCCGCCACUGUGCAGGAUCAGACGCAGAAACACGCAGCUGUCAGGGGAAACCAUGUCCAGUUGAUGGCAACUGGUCACAGUGGUCUCCCUGGGAGGAAUGUUCACAAACCUGUGGUCAGGGCAACAAAACGAGGGUCCGGAGCUGCAGUAACCCACCUGCUCAGCACGGGGGCAGACCAUGUGUGGGGAAGGCAGUAGAAGCUAUAAUGUGCAGUAUCAGACCAUGUCCAGUGAUGGGCAACUGGGGUUCUUGGCUGUCAUGGAGUCCCUGCAGUGAGACCUGCGGUAAGGGCGUACAGUCCAGGAUCCGACUGUGCAACAACCCUCCUCCAGCAUUCGACGGCCCGCAGUGUGAAGGCACAGACACCCAAUCACAAGUCUGCAAGGAGAAACCCUGUCCUGUGGAUGGAAAGUGGUCGUCAUGGAUGAGCUGGGGGCCCUGCAGUGUUUCUUGUGGCGGUGGGAGCAGACAGCGGGCACGCCUCUGUGCAAGCCCCGCCCCUCAGCAUGGUGGCAGAACAUGCGAGGGAAAUGACGUGCACACUGAUUUCUGCAAUGGCGACCGCUGUCCRAUCAAUGGUAACUGGGGACAGUGGAGUAGCUGGGGCAGCUGCAGCAAGACAUGCAACGGAGGUCAGAUGAGGCGCUACAGGACCUGUGACAACCCUCGACCUUCUCAUGGUGGGAGAGCUUGUGCAGGAGCCGAUUCACAGAUGCAGAAAUGUAGCACUGCAGAAUGUCCUGUGGAUGGUAACUGGAGCUUAUGGCAGGCCUGGGGAGGAUGCUCCUCUUCCUGCGGCGGAGGAGAAAGGACACGUGUCCGACUUUGUAAUAACCCGCCUCCCAGUAACGGUGGCCGGCUUUGCCCAGGUGACCCCACUCAGCUAUCAAGRUGCAACAAUCAGGCAUGCCCAGGUGGGCCUCAUAAAACUCGAGGAAGCAUCAUAGGAAACAUUAAUGACAUUGAGUUUGGCAUCGCCUACCUAAAUGCCACAAUCACUGACAGCAACUCGGGCAGCAGAACCAUCAAAGCCACUAUUUCAAAUGUACCAAGAACUUUAGGUCCUGCGAUGAGGAAGCUCAUCUCCAUCCUGAACCCCAUCUACUGGACCACUGCACAGGAAAUAGGAGAGGCAGUUAACGGUUACACCUUGACAGGCGGUGUCUUCAGGCGAGAGACGCAGGUGGAGUUUGCUACAGGUGAAAUCCUGAGGAUGACCCACGUUGCUCGAGGCCUGGACUCUGAUGGAGCUUUGCUUCUGGACAUUGUAGUUAACGGCCAUGUUCUGCAGCUGCCUUCACAUGCUGACAUAAACAUCAAGGACUACACAGAGGAUUACAUUCAGACCGGUCCCGGUCAGCUGUAUGCUCUGUCCACCCGCAUGUUCAUCGUCGACAAGGAAAGUGUGCCCUACUCCUGGAACCACACCAUCUCCUAUGAUCGCACUAAAGGAAAGAUGCCCUUCCUGGUAGAAACGCUCCAUGCCACGGCCAUCAGCGCUCUCUACCGCCCCCUGGAGGAAUUGUUGGAAUACAGCAUCCAAGCCAGUAUAACCAAAGGUGAUCGCAGCAACCAGUGUCCUCAUGGCUUCACUCUGGUGUCUGCUGGGCCUUACUGUGCAGAUGAAAAUGAGUGUGACGUUGGGAACCCCUGUUCUCAUACCUGCCACAACACCAUGGGAACCUACUACUGCUCUUGUCCGCAUGGCCUCACCAUAUCAGCUGAUGGCAAAACCUGCCAAGACGUUGACGAGUGCUCCCUUGGUGGAAACAUGUGCCAUGGCGGACAAGACUGUGAAAACACCAUUGGCUCCUAUAGAUGUGUAAUGCGCUGCGGCCACGGCUUCAGGAGAACGGCUGACGGGCUCAGCUGCACCGAUGUGGACGAGUGCUUGGAGUCCCAGCCGUGUCAUCAGCAGUGUAUGAAUACCAUAGGAAGUUAUCGUUGUGCCUGCGAACCGGGCUUUCAGCUCAGGAACAGACGGUGCAUCGACAUAAACGAGUGCAGGCAGAGGGUUUGCCGUUUGGAUCAACAGUGUAAAAACACGCGAGGCGGUUACACCUGCAUCGAUCUGUGUCCGAGUGGAAUGACCAAAAGUGGGAACGGCUCAUGUGUGGACAUCGACGAGUGCAGAGAUGGAACGCAUCAGUGCAGAUUCAACCAGAUCUGUGAGAACACCAGAGGCAGCUACCACUGUACGUGUCCACGUGGUUUCAGAUCUCAGGGAGUAGGACGCCCAUGUGUCGACAUAAAUGAGUGUGAGCGGCUCCCUCAGCCCUGUGCCCAUGAGUGCAUCAACACUCCUGGUAGUUUCAAGUGCACCUGCCCACCAGGACGCCACCUGCUGGGAGAUGGCAAGUCCUGCGCUGGGCUGGAGCGUCUACCCACCUACGAAAGUUACUCGUACGGCUACCGCACGUCCCAGUCCUCUCCCGAACAAGCGCCCAACCAGCGGCUGUACCACAGCUUUGCUUCUCACAGCUACAACUCCUUCACCGCCACAAAUARGCGCUACAUGAACCGUAACCRGAGAGAGGCUCACAAACACCGCUCAAGGCAGGGUUUCCCUGCUUGUAAGGAAGGUUUUGAGUCCAGGGCUGGCCACUGCUUGGAUAUCAAUGAGUGUGAAGUGAGGGAUGUCUGCCAGCAUGAGUGUGUGAACACACCAGGGAGCCACCGGUGCCUCUGUCCUGCUGGUUACCGUCUGAUGGCUAAUGGAAAAACAUGUCAAGAUAUAGACGAGUGCCAGGAGCAGAACAUCCAAUGUGGAGUAAAUCGGAUGUGCUUCAACACAAGAGGAAGCUACCAGUGCAUCGACACACCCUGUCCUCCGAACUACCAGAGGGACCCAGCCACAGGGUUCUGUUUGAAGAACUGCCCACCAAACGACCUGGAGUGCACAYUGAGUCCAUAUGCGCUGGAGUACAAGCUGCUGUCUCUACCUUUUGGUAUUGCAGCCAACCAGGAUCUCAUCAGGUUGGUGGCCUAYACACAGGACGGCGUGAUGCACCCCAGAACCACCUUCUUGGUGGUGGACGAGGACGUCACCUUGCCCUUCGCCCUCCGAGACGAGAACAUGAAGGGCGUGUUGUUCACCACACGGCCGCUGCGAGAGCCGCACACGUACCGCAUGAAGGUGCGAGCGCUCUCUUACAGCGAGGACGGCGCCAUUGAGUACCAGACAACCUUCAUUGUAUACAUCGCUGUCUCUGCCUACCCUUACUGAGAGCACUUUAAGUGACGCGAGAUGAAGAUGUGCGGUUGAAAUGCRCCUUCAGCUUGCAGAACAACAGUGUGGUGAGASWGAUAUGAUGUGGUGUUUGGACUUUUGGCCACCGCAGUAUGAAGAUUGAAAGACUGAUGUUAAGUGUGUGCGAGGACAGUAAGCGGCUAGUUCUGACGAUGUAUGGAUGUAAUGGGAAUAUGAAAGAGACUGAAGAAACGGGGAUAAAACUGAUGCCUUCCUCUUAUCCCUCCAAGCUCUGCCAGUCUGUAAGGAAUCAAUUAUUUUAGUUUUUUAUAUUUUGACUUCACAUUUUCUCACAUCAUUCAAAUGUAUUUAUAARGUCAGUUUCYUUAUAGUCRAUGUGUAAUUCCAACUACCUAAUAUUACUUUACUGGAAAGUGCUUGAACAUCAACACAACUGAACUUCAUUUACUAGUAGAGAUACAUGGUGCUCAUGUUGGAAAUCAGAGGUUUCCAGGUAGUUUUCAUCUGUUUUGUUGUCAUGGAAACUGCUCCAUUAGCAAGUUUUUUUUUUCUUUCCAGGAAAUACCAGGAUGUAUUUUAUUUUAACUUGUACAUAAUGCUUUAGCUCAAAUUGUGAUGCAGUACCUCUCCUAAUUUUAUUAGUUUUUGUAAUAAAAAAAUGUAUAAACUACACUGACAAAAUAAAAUACUCAUGCCUGUA